Pimephales promelas (fathead minnow) is the source of this 1680-nucleotide messenger RNA. RefSeq names its product chromosome 7 C3orf38 homolog (gene c7h3orf38). The record is from RefSeq and is a predicted model, not a curated record. Lineage: Eukaryota; Metazoa; Chordata; Actinopteri; Cypriniformes; Leuciscidae.
CACCGGAAACAACGUUUGUUCUACUUUCACUUAGAGCAGAUCCUAGUAGAAGUACGUGAUAUGAGUAGUUUGACAUAACGGAUGUAAACAUGUCACAUAUGUCAUUGAAAGAGCAAAGUGGCUGUCGAAAACUGUUAAGAUUAUUAACCCUGGACGACUUGCUCGCCCUUAAAGAUACGGUAACGAAUCGACUGAUUGCUGUUGAGAGCACACAAGAGGCUAUUGAAGCCAUCAUAACUUACUCAAAAGAUGCUGAGGAGCUCCUCAAGAGAAAAAAGGUACACCGGGAUGUCAUUUUUAAGUAUCUUGCCAAUGAAGGAGUUGCCAUUCUCCCUAAUAGUGAUAAACAUCAGCUGGUCUGGAGAACCAUUGAGUUGUGGUCGUCGGGUGAGAUCUCAAGGCAUGAGAAGAACACAGUCAUUAAAGAUGAGGUUGGCGAUGGUCUGUCAGACCUUGCAGCUUUGGGAAAACAGUUUUGCCAGUGGUUCUUCAGCCUUCUGAACUCUCAGAACCCCAGUCAAGGGCCUCCGGUGCAGGACUGGGGUCCUCAGCAUUUCUGGGAGGACGUGAGACUUCGACUUCUCUUAUGUACGGGAGAGCAGCGUGUAGAUGAGUUCAAUGGGGCACAGAUGGUCAGCCAGCGGCUACAUGCUCUUGCAGGAGAGGAACGUCUGUUGUUCUGCCCAAACUUGGAGGGUUCUGGGUUAAAGUAUGUAUCUUCACCUCAUGGACUGGUGGUAGUUGCCGUAGCUGGGACCAUCCACCGUGACAAUGCUUGCCUUGGGAUUUUUGAGCAAGUGUUUGGGCUCAUUCGCUCACCAAUGGACGAUAAUCGCUGGAAAAUAAAGUAUGUUUAUAUAAAAGUAGAAGCACAAGGUGCCAUCACAGAGAGACAGUUACCAUGUAUUACAUAUGAUUCAAAAGAGUUGCUGAGGUUUUGUAAUUGAGAGAUCUUUGUAAGGACAUUUUUUUAAAAGAGAUAAGAGAUAAACUGGGUUAAACAUGGAGGAUGUAAUGUUCUGUGAAACAUCUGUAAACCACUUUAUUGUGGGAUAGAUAUUAAUUGAUAAAAUGAUCUUAGUUUGUAUUUUUUUGUGAACUUAAGGACAGUUUCCAGUCAGUUUGACCCCUAGCAAACCUCAACUCAAUUUAUACUAAGAUUUUUGUAAAAUGUAAUAUUUCAGUAAUUUUAUGAAUAUGAUUGAUCUUGGCCUUACACAAUUUUUUUAAUUUAUAAACAAAACGUGUAUAAAAGAAACAGUAAAUUUGAUUUUUUUUUUUAGUCAUUUUAGAUCAUUUAUUAAACAAAUAAACAAAAAAAACAAUUUAAGAUGGCAUUCUUACUUUUAUAUCUUGAUUUAUUCUUUAAUAUAGAAAUCAUCAUUUAAUUUAUAUAAUAAUUUUGUGUGAGGGCUAUUUUUAAAUUCACACUCAGAAUGUCCUUUUUGAAUUUGUAUUAGAGCCAAAAUUUUAAUUGUUAUGUCAUUUUCUUCAUUUUUAAAAAAAUGAUUAUUAUUAUUCAUUUGUGAAUUCAGGUUUACUAGAAUUCAAACUGUCUGGAGUGUUAGAAUCGUCUUAAGAUUCCACUUAAAAUACAUUAAAAAAAAAAAAAAUUACUGUAUUUUUAAGUACUUUUAUCAAUACUUGCAUCACUUCCCAGUAAAAUAUUUGUCGAGAACA